AUGGUUGCUAACGGCCUUCAACCAGACAUUAUUCCAUCGCAGUCGACUGAAACAACCGACGAUUCCGAAGAACUGUCAUCGAAAGUGUACACUAAAACAAUCGUACUGCCAAUUUUUCCAGAUUCAAACAAAUUCUUUUGCUGCUUUCAACGUUUGCAUAUUACGGUUAGUGGUUGUAAGCUAGUCUCUGUGAUUUGGUCAUUUGCAUACGUUGGACUGGUUGCGGUUGUUGUGCUCGGCGGAAGUUCGGCGGCUGUAUUGAAUGCGAUUCUGAUAGCGUUGAGUGUCUCCAUUUGUACCAUAUAUGGCACUUACCGUUGGUGUAAACUCUGCUUAAUACCCUUCAUCACGUUACAGGUUAGCUAUCAAACGUUUGUAACAUUGCUGCCCACAAUGCUCGCGUUUCCGUUCUCUCGAUUGAUGCCAUCCUGCUGGCUAGGCGAGCAGGCCAAGUGA
Molecule: messenger RNA, 456 nt
Organism: Anisakis simplex (herring worm)
Lineage: Eukaryota; Metazoa; Nematoda; Chromadorea; Rhabditida; Anisakidae
Source: the annotation of a GenBank genome assembly